Molecule: messenger RNA, 1065 nt
Organism: Chrysochloris asiatica (Cape golden mole)
Lineage: Eukaryota; Metazoa; Chordata; Mammalia; Afrosoricida; Chrysochloridae
Gene: AADACL3
Product: arylacetamide deacetylase-like 3
Exons: 4
Coding region: 1-1065 (354 amino acids)
Molecular function (GO): hydrolase activity
Source: RefSeq, a predicted model, not a curated record
AUGGGCCAGGGGAAGAUUUUUGAGACACUAAGAAUCUGCUCUAUGCCCGAAUUUGUCCGCUUCAUGCAUGAUCUGCCGCCGCUAAAGAAGGACCCAGCUGUUGUGGUUACAGACCUCCGCUUCGGGACAAUCCCUGUGAAGCUGUACCAGCCAAAGGCGUCCUCCUUGACUCCGAGGCCUGGCAUCGUGUUCUACCACGGCGGUGGGGCAAUCGUGGGGAGCCUGAAAACCCAUCAUAACAUAUGCUGUCUUUUGUGCAAGGAGAGUGACUCAGUGGUUCUAUCUGUUGGAUACCGCAUGAUGCCCAAACAUAAGAAUCCAGUGGCAAAAACAGACAACUUGGUGGCCACGAUCCAUUUCCUGAAGUCUCUGAAUGCCUACGGAGUGGAUCCAGCCCGGGUUGUGGUCUGCGGUGACAGCAUAGGAGGAGGAAUAGCAGCUUUGAUUUGUCAAGAACUCAGGAACAGACAAGAUCUCCCCAAGAUCCGUGCUCAGAUUCUAAUCUAUGCCACUUUGCAAGGCCUGGACUUAGAUCUCCCUUCUUAUCAUCAGAACAAGAAUGUGCCGCUGCUCUCUUUGUCCUUUGCCAUAUACUGCUGGUGUCAAUACCUAAAUAUCCAUCCCUCCUGGGAAAGUACAAUGUUGAAAGGCAACUAUCUGCCUAUUGAAUUAAAGGAAAAGUAUAAAAAGUGGUUGGGCCCAGAAAAUAUCCCAGAGAGGUUCAAGCAACAAGGUUACAGACAGGUGCCCCAAGGACCCCUGAAUGAGGAGGCCCACUUGGAAAUAAGCCUAGCUAUGGAGGGAAUAGUCACACCACUGUUAGUAGAAGAUGAUGUCAUAGCUCAGGUCCCGGAAGCUUGCAUCGUGAGCUGCGAGUAUGACAUUCUCCGGGACGACUCACUCUUGUACAAGAAGAGACUGGAGGACAUGGGCGUUCCAGUGACCUGGCAUCACAUGGAAGAUGGCUUUCAUGGAGUGCUCAGCAGUUCCCAAAUGGGCUUCUUUUACUUCUCCUGCUCCACAAGGAUUUUGAAUGUGGUGGUCAACUUUAUAAAGGGCUUGUAA